UUUUGUUGAUUUCUUCUCAAAAGUAUCUGUUUUGAUGUUAUGCAGUCAAGCAGAUUUGUUAAUUGCUCAAUUUUGUUGCAAUUUUUGAGUAAUUUAGAUCGAAUAUCGAAUGACUAUUUGUUACUGAUUAGUCCAAGUAUGAUGGUCGUUUAAUCUGUUAGAUUUUAUAGGUUUUUUUGAAAGAAUUUUCAGUUUCCUAAGUCGUAGCUAGUUUCAGUUGUCUUCUUUGAUUUGUUUUAGGUUUUCAAUCUAUUAAAAUGGGUCUGUUUCAGUCUUUCAGAGAGAGUAAAUUAAUGGUGUUUUCGAUUAAAGAAACUUCGUAAUUAAUAUCACUAAGUUGUAUGGAUUUUCUGUUUUAAGGUCGUUUAACUAGAUAAUUUGCUAAAAUUGAAUGUAAAAGAUAGAAACAGAAAAGGAAAAAAAAUUAUAUUGAUUCCAGUAGCUUUGAACUGUUCUGUAAAUUAAACAAUAAGAAGGUGAUGUUCAUUUAUUGUUAUUACUUUUUAAGUGUGCACUCCAUCAGUGGAUGGGUUUGCUUGUUGAGUGUUAACAGAAUCAAAAAAUUACAGUGAAUUAUUUAUUUGGAAUUUUGCUACUGUUUUGUAGUUUUAUCCAAAACAGAAAAAGAUGGCCCUUUGGCAUAGUUUGGAUGACAUUUCAUGUUUUCUAGCAGUUUUAUGUAGCUGAAUGGUAAGAAGAUGAUGGUUUGAAGAGUCCAUUGAGUUCUUUGGAAUUUGGUUGGCAAGAAAUGCGCUGAGUGUUGAGAGUGUGAUUCAUAAGUGAAUUAUAUUUAAAAUUAGCAUAUAUUGUUUAGCAAACCAAAUGGAGGAUGAUAAUGGGCUUGACCUCACCUUAUCCUUACCUUGUGGCGGCCCAUCUGCUAAGGGUAAGAAUGGCAGUGGUUCGGAGGUGAGAGUGGAGGAAGCUGAUAGGGGUAGCAAAUUGAUUGAUGAUUUCAAGAACUUUCUUGAUGGUAGUAAUCAUAAGGAAGAGUCCAAUGUGGGUUCUCAGAGAAGUAAUCAGUCAAAACCAGAGGAAAAUCUCUUCUAUGACCUUUCAAAGGGAACUGCAAAUGUGGAUUCCUCCUCAAACAUAAACAGUGGAGGAUUCUGGGGUAAAAAUGAUGGUAGAUCAACUGAAAUUCUAGAAGACAGGAGACAGGAGGCAGGUAGCAAGCGUAAAAAUAUGUUUGAUGAAAUAAACCAUCAGAAACGACAGGAGAGAGAAGCUUAUCUGUCUGGUUUGCAUGUCAAGGCAAGGACACCACACGUCUCCAUAACCACAGAUGAAGGUUCAACAGCUGAAAAUGAGGACGUUGCGGAUUCCGAAGCCGAUGCUUCGACCUCAAAGCUUGUUCAGCACCGUGACGAUGCCUCAAAAAGACACACUGGGAGUGUUGGUUUAUCCGAGGGGGCUAAGGAAGUUCGUGGGGUUUCUGAUUCCAGUGGUGUAGACUUGCAAGCACAACGGAGAUUUACCAUUUCGUCAGAGAAAGAGUUUAAAGUUGGGCAUGUGCCGCAUGGUGUGCCGUUUUCAGGCUACACGUUACCUGGUUCUAUUCCAGUCAUGGCUCCUACAAGUAACGAUAGGCCAGGAACUCAGCAGCCUGUAAUUCCUGCAAACUUGCCAUUGAUGUUUGGUUACUCUCCUGUGCAGGUGCCUACAGUAGAGGCAGGUAAGUCUGAGGGUCUUGUUUCUCAUUCAUCUCAGUAUCACCCUUCCUAUUUUGGCAGGGGUCCACCAAACUCGAAUAGGCAAAAUGAUGGAGUGAAGAUAACCCAAGCUACCACUCCAGUAAAUGGACCGAAUCCAUUCGAGAGGGCAAAGGGCGAUGAUAAACAUGCCAAAGAAGAAGGGACGUCUAUGCAUACAGAAGUUGACACGAAGGGUACCAAUGGAAUUGAUCAGGCAAGGGUAGAAGGGCUUCCUUCCGAAUAUCCAGCCAUAAGGCCUGGUAUAGCCGCAGAACUGAAAUUUGGUGGAAGUGGAUCGUCUCCAAAUCUACCAUGGGUUUCCACAACGGGUCCUGGUCCUAAUGGCAAGACGAUUUCGGGUGUUACUUACCGAUACAGUGGGACCCAGAUCCGAAUUGUUUGUGCUUGCCAUGGGUCCCACAUGUCACCCGAGGAAUUCGUUCAGCAUGCAAGUGAAGAACAACCCAACCCAAAUGGCGGUGGCGGUGGCUCUGGUUUGCCAUCGUUUCCCAAUAGCAACCCGGCUGCAUCUGCUCAGAAUUGAUUCCGCUUUAACACGGUAAUACCAAUUCUUUUCUCUAGCAGUUUAGGCUAAUAAAAGUGGCAUCUGAUGCGAAAACUAACUGCUUAUGAUUUUGUCACUGUGUGAUAAAUACUAUUUAUCUCUUUAUGUUAUAUAUAUGCAUAGAUUAUCUAUCGAUAGUUAUGUAUAUAGGAAGUUGUAUGUAAUGUAUUUGCAUUGUAGUAUGUAUGGGUAACAAUAAUUUGAGAAAUGAAGUCAUUGUAGUUUGUUAAAAA
Cynara cardunculus var. scolymus (artichoke) is the source of this 2492-nucleotide messenger RNA. RefSeq names its product ninja-family protein mc410. NCBI's taxonomy places the organism in Eukaryota, Viridiplantae, Streptophyta, Magnoliopsida, Asterales, Asteraceae. The record is from RefSeq and is a predicted model, not a curated record. The coding region runs from base 823 to 2238 and encodes 471 amino acids. Gene Ontology annotation, biological process: negative regulation of DNA-templated transcription; jasmonic acid mediated signaling pathway. The transcript has 3 exons. Gene Ontology annotation, cellular component: nucleus.